Molecule: messenger RNA, 1280 nt
Organism: Zymoseptoria tritici IPO323
Lineage: Eukaryota; Fungi; Ascomycota; Dothideomycetes; Mycosphaerellales; Mycosphaerellaceae
Gene: PHO85
Product: serine/threonine protein kinase, CMGC family, CDC2/CDK subfamily
Exons: 4
Coding region: 321-1280 (319 amino acids)
Biological process (GO): protein phosphorylation
Cellular component (GO): cytoplasm; nucleus
Molecular function (GO): cyclin-dependent protein serine/threonine kinase activity; ATP binding
Source: RefSeq, a predicted model, not a curated record
UGCAGUUGAGCCUCUAUCGAUACAGGCCAUUUGAUAUUCUCCAAAUCCCUCUCACUACCUUCACCACGGCCGCCCAAACUUCCUCCAGCAGCAGCCGCCCGUCUGCAUCGCGGACCAACUCGAGAUCGUCGACCCCACUCUUGACUGUCGCGAACCAGUUAACGACCGCACGUGGAACCCUUUGGGAUCCGCGGUUCACCCGCAAAGAACCUCCCGACAUACGACUCGUGCCGACACACGUUGGGACCCUGAGCAUAGGCGAUCGCACAGACAGCAACAUAUCCGUGCGCAGCCUCGGCGGAGGGAACAAGAUCGAGACGAUGGACAAGAGACACCCCUCUAGCUUUCAGCAGCUGGAAAAGCUGGGUGAGGGCACAUAUGCUACGGUCUUCAAGGGACGCAACGGCCAAACAGGACAAUUCGUCGCGCUCAAGGAAAUCCACCUGGACAGCGAGGAGGGCACGCCUAGCACGGCGAUCCGAGAGAUCUCCCUGAUGAAAGAAUUGAAGCACGAGAACAUUGUCAGCCUCUACGAUGUUAUUCACACGGAGAACAAGCUUAUGCUCGUGUUCGAGUACAUGGACAAAGACCUCAAGAAGUACAUGGACAGCUACCAGAACCCCAACGGCGGCACACGCGGAGCUCUUGACCCGGCCACGAUCAAGUCCUUCAUGUGGCAGCUGAUCCGUGGAAUUGCUUUCUGCCACGACAAUCGGGUGCUGCAUCGCGAUCUCAAACCACAGAAUCUCUUGAUCAACGCCCAGGGUCAGCUGAAGCUCGGCGAUUUCGGUCUUGCACGAGCCUUCGGCAUUCCUGUCAACACCUUCUCGAAUGAAGUCGUCACGCUGUGGUAUCGAGCACCCGACGUCCUCCUCGGAAGUCGCACCUAUAACACCAGCAUCGACAUCUGGAGCGCCGGCUGCAUCAUGGCAGAGAUGUUCACGGGCCGUCCACUCUUCCCCGGAACCACGAACGAAGAUCAACUACUCAAGAUCUUCCGCUUGAUGGGCACGCCGUCGGAGCGAAGCUGGCCGGGCAUCACACAAUUUCCCGAGUACAAGCAGACAUGGCCGGUAUAUGCGACACAGGAGCUGCGCGCGAUCCUGCCGCAGAUCGAUGCGCUGGGACUGCAGCUGUUGGGCCAAUUGCUGCAAUUGCAACCAGAGAGACGUUGCAGCGCUCAGCAGGCGCUUGCGCAUCCGUGGUUCGCCGAGCUGAACGCUAGCAAACAUGAGCUGAUCCUAGUACCGGCAGUUCUCAAUGGGACAGGGACAUCCUAG